This is a messenger RNA of Micromonas pusilla CCMP1545, 2750 nucleotides long. RefSeq lists its product as uncharacterized. Lineage: Eukaryota; Viridiplantae; Chlorophyta; Mamiellophyceae; Mamiellales; Mamiellaceae. Gene Ontology annotation, biological process: cilium movement; inner dynein arm assembly; cilium-dependent cell motility. Bases 1 to 2673 code for a protein of 890 amino acids. The transcript is spliced from 2 exons. The record is from RefSeq and is a predicted model, not a curated record. Gene Ontology annotation, cellular component: axoneme.
AUGAGCGACCCCGGCGACUCCGGCUCCGAUGGCGACGACUACGAGAUCGACACGUUCCUCCCGCCGUUCGCGAACGCGGAGAACAAGGCGCUCGACGGCGUCGUCCGCGAGAAGCAGCGCGCGCUCGACGCGCUGCGCGAGGAUACGGAGGAAAACCGCGACCGCGUCGUCGUGAUGCGAGAGCACCUCAAGAACGUGAACCAGGAGCUCAUCUACACGCAGUCGCGGUGCGACGCGAAGAAAAAGGAGAUGGACACGGAGGCGCACAUGAAGCGGAUGUCCGAGCUCGCCAUCGCGCGCGUGCGAGAGGACGUGGCGAAGAUGGAGAAGGAAGAGAUCGAGCUCGGCGAUGAGCUGGCGACGCUCCAAACGGAGGUGCACAAGGGCAACGAGAAGCUGGACCAGUUCAAGCUGCUGAUGAACUGGAACAACGAGGAGCUCGAGCAGUGGGCGACCGCGAGCGCGCAGAAGGAGGAGGACAACCUCGCGCUGCUCAAGUAUCAACGCGCGGAUGAGGCGCGCGUGAAGGAGCUGACGUUGGCGAUCGAAAAGAUGACGAAAACCGCCGCGAAGAAGAAGGCGGCUCUGGACGACGAGGUCACGGACACGCAGGCGGCGCAGACGGAGCUCGAUCGCGCGGCGGAGGAUUUCCGGGCGCUGCACGCGGAGCGGCAAGAUCUCGUGAGGCAGUGGGAGGAGUCGGUGGAGAACAUGAAGCGUCGGGACGAGGCGAUUCAAGACGCGUCCAGACGGUUCGCCGCGCUAAAGAAGGAGCUCAGGCUGAAGAAGUCCGCCCUGGACGAGCGCGCGCGGUUCUACGAGCAAGAGGUGGCGAACAACAAGGAGGUGGACGCGUCCAUCACGGCGGCGGAGAGAGGCAUGGCGAAGAUGCGCGCCGAGUACCAGGUCAAUCUGAAGGAGCAGACGGAUCUUCAAGACGAGGUUGACCUGCUCAACAACACGAUGAAGUCGUUGGGAAGAGAGCUCGCGACGGAGAACACGGAGAACGCGUCCAAGCUCGCCGCGGUGGAGGCGAAGAAGCAGAAGCUCGAGAGCUUGAAGCGCCAGCUGGCGCGGACGGAGCUGAGGCUGGAGAAUGAAAAGAUCGAGCUGAUGACGUUGGAGGAGAGAAGCGCGGAGCUCGAUCGCAUCGCGGCCGAUAACGCGGACGAGCUCGACGCCGUGCGGAAAGAGGCUGCCGCGCACAAGGACCUCCUGUACAAGACGUCCCAGGAGCUGCAGCGGUUGCGGGACACCGAGCGCGGCCUCGUCGCGGAGAUUGACGGCGCGACGAGUCAGAACAAAAACAUGACGCAAAAAAUCGCGCAACUAGACGCGCUCGUGGUGAAGCAGCAAGAGCAGCUGUACAACGCGGAGUUUCAGAUCCAGGCGCUGGAGAGACAGGUGGCGCGCGCGGGCGGCGCGCGGUCGGAGGACGAGACCAGGGUGUUAAACGCGAAGAUCGCCGUCGCGGAGGGGAUCUUGAACGAGAGGAAAGCCGAGCACGACGUUCUCGUCGCCUCGGUGAAGAAAGCCGAGGACGACCUCGAGACGGCGAAGCGGAAGAACAAGCAGCUGAAGAGCGCGACCGCGAGCCUCGGCGGGGUCAUCAACGAGCUGAACCUCGAGGCGGACAGCGUCGCGAAGGCGGUCAAGGCUGUGGUGAAGGAGAAGGAGGAGAAGAUGGUGGCGCACGACGUUCUGAAGCUCGAGGUGAAGCGACUGAGAGACGCGCUCAACGAUCGAUCGGACGCGGUGUUCUCGCUGGAGAACCGGAAGUUCCAGCUGCAGCUGAGCAUGGACGAGCGGAAGCACGAGGUGGAGGUGCACCGCGAGCUGCUCGCCGCGCAGUUAAAGAUGACGAGGGAGGACAUCCACCGCGCGACGCUCGAGAUGAAGGAGCGGUCGAUGCGCGUCGGGAAAUUGCAGACGAAAUUCGAGGUGCUCGUCGGACGCGUCAAACGCCCGGACGGGCCCGACGGCGCGGAGUUCUCGCAGGCGUACUACGUCAUCAAGGCGGCGCAGGAGCGAGAGGACAUGCAGCGGCGAGGCGACGAGCUCGACGCGAACAUCCGAAAGGCGGAGAAGGAGGUCAAGGCGCUCGAGACGACGCUCGGGAAGAUCAACCAAAAGAACAACGUCUUCCGGGGGUCGAUCAAGCCGGUGAAGGACGACGGCGACGACGCGCUGACGGAGCGCGCGGCGCUCCGCGAGAAGCUCGACAACGCGUACGACAAGAUGAAAUUCAAGCGCGAGGAGGAGGCGACGCUGCAGAGGGACCUGGAGGCGUCGGAGGACCGGAUGCGUCGACUCGCGGAGGAGGCUGAGGAUCUCGACGCGUCUCUGGCGGAGCUCCGCGACGACGCCGCGGGGGGCGAGGACGCGCUGCGCGAGGCUGCGGAGGCGGCGGCGCGAAGCAGAGAGGAACUGCGGGAGGAGCAGGAGAAGUAUCGCGCGAAGGCUGGGCUCGCGGAGGGCGAGCAAGGGUUGGAGGAGCUCGACUUGACGUGCCAGGAGUUGAGGGAAGGGACGCGCGUGGCGGUGAGCGAGCUCAAGGCUGUCGCCGCAGCGCACCCGGCCCUCGUGGAGCUCCUCGCGGGGCACGGCGUGAAACUGCCGGGGGACGUCGGCGGGCGCGCGGCGUCGGAGCAGAGCUCGUACGUGUUGCAGUGAAAGACGACUAGCUCGCGUCGUGUUAUUCCACCGUAAGCGCGUCGUCGAAACGGAACGGAAGGCGUCCGACGCCGGCG